Salmo salar (Atlantic salmon) is the source of this 2664-nucleotide messenger RNA. NCBI's taxonomy places the organism in Eukaryota, Metazoa, Chordata, Actinopteri, Salmoniformes, Salmonidae. The record is from RefSeq and is a predicted model, not a curated record.
GAUGGAGUCCUGGUGAGUAUCAUGAAGCGCUGGUGUGCGUGACGAUGGUGACAGGUGUGCGAAAUGAUCAGCAGCCUGGUGACCUAGAGGCCGGAGAGGGAGUAUACGUGACAGUGCCCCUCCCUGAUGCGCGGCUCCAGCCGCAGAACGCCAACAAAAGGGGAUGAUCCCGGGGAUCAGGAGCGGACCGGUCACCUUUACUGAAGCGCGGGAACCUGUCGAGUUGGCUGGGGCGCGGGAGCCCGGCGACCUAGAGCGCCGGUGAAGGAGCAGACGAAACAGUACCCCCUCUCACCGACACGCGACUCCAGCCGCAGGAUGCUGACCAAAGGGACGAUCCCGGGGAUCAGGAGCGGACCAGUCGCCUCCACCAAGGCACAGGAACCUGACGAUCAGCCUGAAAAGCCAGAGCCUGGCGAGCCAGCUGUGGCAUGGGAGCCUGCCAAGCCCACUGAAUCUUGAGAACCUGACGAGCUAGCUAAGGCAUGAAAGCCUGACGAGCUAGACGAGGCAUCCUCGGUAGACUCAGCAACAGACGCUUGACCCGCCAACCGAGUCUUGAGACCCUGUGGUACCGGCUGAGGCUUGAAAGCCUGAUGAGCCGGCUGAGGCGUCCUCGGUUGCUCCAGCAGCAGAACCCAGACCGACGUCACCUCCAACACAAAAACAAAAAACACUCCAUGAUGCUUCCCUUGCUGAGGUGUUAUUUACUCUGUUCCAUGUCAGUGCGUUGUUCGUGUUCCUUGAUUUCUGUUCCCUUUAUUUAUUAAACAUUCACUCCCUGUACUUUCUUCCCAACUCUCAGUGCAUUCGUUACAGAAUAACACCUCACCUAAGGGAAGCAUUAGGGAGUUAUUUAUUUAUUUUUGGUUUCGGUGGGAAUGACGUCGGGUCCGGGAGCCGCUACAGGCUCUUAUGCCUCAGACAGAUCGCCAGACUCCCCUGCCUCUGCCGGCUUGUCAGGCUCUCAUGCCUCAGCCGGAUCGCCAGGCUCCACUGCCUCAGCCGGCUUGUCGGGCUUUCUUGCCUUCGCCGGAUCGCCUGGCUCCCCUGCUUCCACCGGCUCGUCAGGCUCUCAUGCCUCAGCUGGAUCGCCAGGCCCCCCUGCCUCAGCCAGUCUGUCAGGUUCCCACGCCCCAGCCGGCGACAGGUUCCCGCGCAUCAGCAGGGAUGACCGGUCCACUCCUGAUCCCCGGGAUCGUCCCUUUGGUCGGCGUCCUGCGGCUGGAGCCGUGCGUCGGGGAGGGGGAACUCAUGUUUACUCCCUCUCCGGCCUCUAGGUCACCAGGCUGCUCGCUAUGGCGCACACCUGUCACCAUUGUUAUGCACACCUGGGCAUCAUCAGACUCACCUGGACUCCAUCACCUCCCUGAUUACCUUCCAAAUAUAUGUCACUCCUUAGAACCUGUUCAUCUUUGUCCAUUUCUUCCAAGGGUCAUUGUUCCUUGUCCAGAUCUGGAAAAGGGUCCAAGGUCAAAGUGUGAGCUAGAGAUCAACCUCCCUGGUACUCCCAUCCCUGAUGAGGUGCCUGAUGAUUUGACCUUCCCCAUCGCCAGGAGCUCCUGCAUCGACAUCAGGGACUCUAUAAUGCAAGGGAUUUCUACGAGUGACCUAAGGACAAAGAUGAUGACACACACAGAUGAAGCCCUGCAUCGUAAUAGUCCAAGGACUGACAGUAACCGACAAUCGAGUGCCAAAGCCUCUCUUCGAUUCUUCACUCCCUCUUGCACCAGCAAGGGAACAUCCUUGGUAACAAAGGGAGUUGGGAUUGACAUGGAAGAGAAAGAGGGGUGCUACCCUAGCAGCUCUGGCCAUCUGAGGGAGUUAUUCAUCACUUCAGACAUCAGCAGUGCUACUGCAUUCCCUCUGCAGUCCUUGAUGGACUCCAGCAAAGAGGAUUUUAUCUGUUUGGUCACAAUACUGGUGAUAAGGUUGCUACCGAAGAUCGGUCCCUCAGCCCUAGAUGGACCUUCCCAACAGGCAGUAGACAUGACAGCAAUAUUUCAGCAGCUCAUCAGACAAGUUCUGUCUGAGUUCUGUGUUGCAUCUGGAUUCUCAAGGACACAGGCGCACCCUCAGGACCUGCACAUCCACACGGUGUUCAGAGGUGUACAUAAAAACCUCCUGGAUGCGUUUGGCUCUUAUAACGCCCUCCAAGCCACUCUGGCCUCCCAGGAUUCUGAAUUUGACAGAGUCCUGGUAAAAUCAUUGCCCAGCAGCUGGUGCAGGGAUCAAGGAGCCAUCAAGACCAGCAUCUACCGCCACAAACCCAGCAGACCAGGCUGAGACAGAGAGUGGGAAUGAGCAGAAAGCAAGAAGGAGCUUCCUUUGCUUCUCAAUGACCAAACUCAGGAUCAACAAUAAGCGUUCCAAGAGAGGAAACAAAAUGACUGCCAUUCAGUCCAGGACCAGACUGAGAUUCCCUCUACUGCAUAGCCCCCCACAUUGGGGAUCAUGGUGCUGAAUCUCCAGUUGGAGAGGUUUCUCGGUUCAUCUCUCAGCCUAUCAACAAGACCCUGAUUAUCGCUCCUUGAUAAUCAGGCUCUUUUCAGCAAUGAUGAAGCCGUUCGAGCGCUCCUCCUGAAAGAACCUGUUACUCUGUAUGAAGAAAUACUUUUGACAAGAGGGAUAUGCAUGUCUACCCUUUAAAGUCUGCUUGAUCAA